AUGGACAAAAAUAUGCACGAUUACGAACAAAAGAAGGAUAUGAUUGGGUCGGAAAUGUCUUUGAAAAAAUCCGAUAUAUCAAGAAAUAAUGGAUGUAUUGUGUAUGAAUUACAAGUUUCAAUUUCAGGUCAUCAAAGAAAACAUUCAACAUCCGUUACCAAAAUCUUUUAUGGUCAAGUGCUAUGGUACUUUAGUCACAUUCACGACAAUGCAACUGUCAUGCUCGCUUAUGUAAGAUGGGCAAAUGUUCCGGAUGAAAGGAGAGAACAGCCACUUUUUGGAAUCAAAAAAUUUCGUGAAUUUGGACGAUGUGAGUUCAUUGAUGUAAGAACGAUAAAAAGAGUUGUUGGAUUCUUUGAGGUGAAUGGGAAUAUCUAUAUUUUGGAUAAGGGCGAUAACCUUACUUUCGCAUAA
This is a messenger RNA of Ambispora gerdemannii, 414 nucleotides long. The record is from the annotation of a GenBank genome assembly. NCBI's taxonomy places the organism in Eukaryota, Fungi, Glomeromycota, Glomeromycetes, Archaeosporales, Ambisporaceae.